GGUUCCCGGCAGAGGUAGUCCUUGGGCGCCUGCGUUGCCCCUUCGCGGAGCGUGGAGUGAGGCGGCGGCGGCGGCGGCCGGGCAUGAGGAGCCUCGGCGGCCUACGGAGAAGGUUAUCCAGUCGUUGCACCCGUGUUUUAAGUUGCUGACGCUUUGAAGGAGAGGAGCGAUGGUUUCGAAACGGGCUUUCAUCUGCAGCUUGGGCUCCAUCUACUUAUCCCUCCUCUUCGUUUUCCUGCUCAUGGACGUCUACGCUCGGCCCGCCAACAACUCUGCCUUAAAAGAGAAGGCGGCCGACAGCAACAAUAAUAACAAGGACGAGAAUGAGAUCCUGCCUCCGGACCACUUGAACGGCGUCAAGAUGGAGAUGGACGGACAUCUCAACAAGGAGUUCCACCAGGAGGUCUUUCUAGGGAAGGAGAUGGAGGAGUUCGAUGAAGAUUCAGAACCCCGGAGAAACAGGAGGAAGCUCAUGGUUAUCUUCUCAAAGGUCGACAUCAACCGGGACAAAAAGAUCAGCGCGAAAGAGAUGCAGCGUUGGAUCAUGGAGAAGACAGAGGAACACUUCCAGGAGGCUGUGGAAGAGAACAAGAUGCACUUCCGGGCGGUGGAUCCUGACGGUGACGGGCACGUGUCCUGGGACGAGUAUAAAAUCAAGUUCCUGGCAAGCAAAGGAUUGAAUGAGAAGGAGGUGGCUGAAAAAGUCAAGAAUAACGAGGAGCUGAAGAUCGACGAAGAGACGCAGGAAGUCCUUGAUAACUUGAAAGACCGCUGGUAUCAAGCUGACAACCCGCCCGCCGACCUCUUGCUGAACGAGGAGGAAUUCCUGUCGUUUCUUCAUCCGGAACACAGUCGCGGGAUGUUGAAGUUUAUGGUCAAAGAAAUUGUCCGGGAUUUGGAUCAAGACGGCGAUAAGAAGCUGACGCUUUCCGAAUUCAUCUCGCUGCCCGUCGGCACGGUGGAGAACCAGCAAGCGCAGGAUAUAGACGACGACUGGGUGAAAGACAGGAAGAAAGAGUUUGAAGACGUCAUUGACGCUGACCACGACGGCAUUGUCACCAUGGAAGAAUUAGAGGAAUACAUGGACCCCAUGAACGAAUACAAUGCCUUGAACGAAGCCAAGCAGAUGAUCGCGGUGGCCGAUGAAAACCAGAACCACCAUUUGGAGCUGGAGGAGAUUUUGAAAUACAGCGAGUAUUUCACCGGCAGCAAGCUCAUGGACUACGCCCGGAACGUCCACGAGGAAUUCUGAGUCCUCAGAGCCGGGCUCUCGACGCACCUUCUCGCUUUCCAAAAAAUGAAAAACAAAAGAAAAUCACCCCUUUGCUGCUAUAUCUGUGUUCCGUGUGUAUACCGUGUGGUGUUCUAGACUUCUUCUUUUUUCAAAAACGUCCACAUAUAUUAAAAGCAGAAAAAAAUGCUAUAGCUCUUUCCGCUCCGAGAGCAGAAGGCUCCUGAAAGUCUCCAGGGUGGAAUCCGGACAAGCGCCUGCUCGUGUCAUGGACGGACGGCUUUUCUGGCAUGGGAGGACCAGUUUUCCCCUUCGAAGUUCAAGCAUCUCGUUCUGAAAGCCACGCUGAACAUCUCAAGCCCAUCGUCUUGACCGGCAGUGGGGGGCCAGGGAGGGGGCAUAUGUGGGUCAGUGACCUCGUGGUGAUGGGUUCCUUCAGCCUUGCACUUGCGUUCUGGUUUUGCGGGGGGCUUGUAGCACAGCAGGCGACGUGGCGAUCGCUAAAAAAAGUGUGUGGUCGCGUUUCUGGGGCUGUCAUCCUUUUCCUGAGCUGCCACGAUUCCCGUGGGAUGUUGAGGAAAGCUCCGUGUUUAAAAUACAGGCUGUCUGAACGGGGGCCGGGUCGACAGCUUUGCUUUUGCGGCUUCUAAUUCAUGUCCUCUUCCUCCUGGCCGUCCUCACGUGCUUCAUCAUCCACGCUACGUUUUCUCUUUGUGUCUCUUUUCUCCACCAUACUUUUUUUUUAUUUUUAAAGCUUGUUUCUGCUGUCUUCGCUUUCUUUCGUUCUAGUUCAGGGCCUGGCCACCUCUUUGCACACCGUGCAACGCUCGUCACUUAAAAGCAAGCUGCUGCUCUACACAUAUCUGCGUCUUAAAUUUUCUUUUUAAUUAA
This is a messenger RNA of Elgaria multicarinata webbii, 2122 nucleotides long. It is a transcript of the gene SDF4, whose product is annotated as stromal cell derived factor 4. Gene Ontology annotation, biological process: calcium-ion regulated exocytosis. Gene Ontology annotation, molecular function: calcium ion binding. The transcript is spliced from 7 exons. Lineage: Eukaryota; Metazoa; Chordata; Lepidosauria; Squamata; Anguidae. The record is from RefSeq and is a predicted model, not a curated record. Gene Ontology annotation, cellular component: endoplasmic reticulum. The coding region runs from base 170 to 1252 and encodes 360 amino acids.